UAUAUAUUCUAAUGCUGUGCGGAUAUUAGAAGCUUAAGUUAAAAUAUGGUCCCCAGUUUUAUUGGUUUUUGAGUGCUUCAAUCUUAACCUUGUUACCUUCUUCGAGCUUGUGGGAAACUCUCCAUGGCCCUUUCUUAUGCUCUUUGGUCUCCUUUAUAAUUAGAGCCAUGCCUCGAAUUGGGUUCUGUUCAAUAGCAUUAACAGCUAGAAUUUCCUUCCCUACAUAGGAAUUGAAAUUCUGGGUAUUAGAAAAAAGAAUCAGAGUUUCUUCUCUAUCGAAUUCCUAGUUCCAGCAGAAUAUUUUGUAAUCAGAUUAGUAUCUUUGUUGGAGAAUUGUGAUAUUACCACUGGUUGUUGCACGGAAAAUCUACCAAUGUAUUUGAACCUAAGUACACAAUGAAACUAGAAUGUGCAGAAGGUGACCUAGCUUUCUUCCAUUCAAAUAUUGGCCUUAUGCCUGAAUCUCAAUCGUUAGAGUUCAAUGGUAAUGAUCAAAACUCCGCUGGAUACAAAUUACAAAACCAGAAAGUGAAGGAAUAUGAGGAUAAAGUCUCUGUUUAUUUAAAGAAGAAUGAACGGGGUUUCGAUCAAUCACCAUAUGACAUGGAGUCAGCAGAUUGUAUGACUACACACGACCUAGAUUUUUCUAAGAGCAUGAUUGAUCUGAAAAAUGAUUAUGAAGCACAGUUAAGGGACUUAGCUGAGCCCCUAUGUCAUUCGUCAAAGGAUAUAGAGUCACUUAUAAAGUUUCCAAAUGAUAUAGAAUCAGUUAAAGGGUUCCCUACUUCAGAAAUUGCUAAUCCUCUGGAAGAAAUGGAUUCUUUUGAGAAUUCAGUGGAUGUCUAUAUGGACAAAACUGUUACAGAAUGUGAAGCAGAACAAGCAGUUAGUUACAAAGAGAGUAAUUACCAUGUUGUCAAGGAUAUCUGUGUUGAUGAAGGAGUACUUACCAAAGACAAGGUCAUGUUUGAGAAUAGUUUCCCUUCUGAGAGUUACAAAAAAGAUGAAAAGCAGAAGGACAACAGUGGAAUCGAUGUACUAAAUCUACCAGCAACAGAGGAAUCUGACCAGGAUUCUGCUAAUCAUGAUCAGCCCAAGGAUUUGAUGCACAAAGAUGAGAAUGUUACUGUAAAACUUUUUGGUAAUGUCCACAAAGAGAUGGUUUUACCUGAAUAUGAGGUUUUGUUCCAAGAGCUAGGCACACGCGAAUUCAUGCCUUCUGAUGACAAUGUUGAACAGGUAUCAGGCGAGCCUGAAUUGAACUCCAAGUCCAAAGAGUCCAUGAAUAUGGUUGAGGAAGCAGUAUUGGCAAGUUCCACAUUGGCAUUAGCAAUUGAUGAAUCAAACAGUGAUAACAUGCUUCCGGAGAAUGGAAGCUGCAGUUCUGAAUUUAAUCCUUCAGCUCCUACAGCUUGUGGCAAAAAGGAAUGUCAACAAGUUGGUAGCUGUAAAUGCGACGAAACUGAAAAUACAUCUAAGGCUGUUGAUGUGAAGUCAGAUGAUGAGGCUGUAACAAGUCAUCUUCGUCACAGCUUAGGCGAGUCAAGUUUCUCCGCUUUAGGCACAGUGUCAAGCCGUAUAAGUUACUCGGGGCCUGUCCCUUAUUCUGGUAGCAUCUCUCUUCGAUCAGAUAGCAGCACUACUAGCACGCGGUCCUUUGCUUUUCCCGUACUGCAAUCUGAAUGGAAUAGCAGCCCAGUCAGAAUGGCAAAAGCUGAUAGAAGCCAUUGCCGCAAGCACCGGGGUUGGAGGCAGGGCCUUCUUUGCUGUAGAUUCUGAUAGGUUAUUCUCUUUUUUUUUUUUUUUUAUGGUUUAAAAUUUAUAGAAAGUAAAGUACAGCCUGCUACCAUAAAGCUCCAGUUAUGUGCAUGUCCAAGUAUAAAUCAUUUAAAUUCUACUUGAGUAUCAUGCAUGUUCAUUCUUAGUUGUUCUCUAGUGUGCAAUAGGUUUAGAAUGCCAUGCCAUUGCUAUUAGUAUGUCUGCAAGCAAAAUCUUUGUUUUUCGCCUUGCUUGCAUCACUGCUUUUUUCCUUUUUCUCCUUACCUAUACUGCUAUACAUGAU
This is a messenger RNA of Gastrolobium bilobum, 2062 nucleotides long. RefSeq lists its product as uncharacterized. The record is from RefSeq and is a predicted model, not a curated record. NCBI's taxonomy places the organism in Eukaryota, Viridiplantae, Streptophyta, Magnoliopsida, Fabales, Fabaceae. Gene Ontology annotation, biological process: regulation of asymmetric cell division. The transcript is spliced from 5 exons. Bases 397 to 1779 code for a protein of 460 amino acids.